Molecule: messenger RNA, 1915 nt
Organism: Odobenus rosmarus divergens (Pacific walrus)
Lineage: Eukaryota; Metazoa; Chordata; Mammalia; Carnivora; Odobenidae
Gene: TRIM62
Product: tripartite motif containing 62
Exons: 5
Coding region: 1-1428 (475 amino acids)
Biological process (GO): innate immune response; positive regulation of canonical NF-kappaB signal transduction
Molecular function (GO): zinc ion binding; protein binding
Source: RefSeq, a predicted model, not a curated record
AUGGCGUGCAGCCUCAAGGACGAGCUGCUCUGUUCCAUCUGUCUGAGCAUCUACCAGGACCCGGUAAGCCUGGGCUGCGAGCACUACUUCUGCCGCCGCUGCAUCACUGAGCACUGGGUGAGACAGGAGGCGCAGGGCGCCCGCGACUGCCCCGAGUGCCGGCGCACGUUCGCCGAGCCCGCGCUCGCGCCCAGCCUGAAGCUAGCCAACAUCGUGGAGCGCUACAGCGCCUUCCCGCUGGACGCCAUCCUCAACGCGCGCCGCGCCGCGCGACCCUGCCAGGCGCACGACAAGGUCAAGCUCUUCUGCCUCACGGACCGCGCGCUGCUCUGCUUCUUCUGCGACGAGCCGGCGCUGCACGAGCAGCACCAGGUCACCGGCAUCGACGAUGCCUUCGAGGAGUUGCAGAGGGAGCUGAAGGAGCAGCUUCAGGCCCUUCAGGACAGCGAGCGGGAGCACACCGAGGCGCUUCAGCUGCUGAAGCGACAGCUGGCCGAGACCAAGUCUUCCACCAAAAGCUUGCGGACCACCAUUGGGGAGGCGUUCGAGCGGCUGCACCGGCUGCUGCGUGAGCGGCAGAAGGCGAUGCUGGAGGAGUUGGAGGCCGACACGGCGCGCACGCUCACAGACAUCGAGCAGAAAGUCCAGCGUUACAGCCAGCAGCUGCGCAAGGUGCAGGAGGGGGCCCAGAUCCUGCAGGAGCGGCUGGCCGAGACCGACCGCCACACCUUCCUGGCCGGGGUGGCCUCGCUGUCUGAGCGGCUUAAAGGGAAAAUCCAUGAGACCAAUCUGACUUACGAAGACUUCCCAACCUCCAAGUACACGGGCCCCCUGCAGUACACCAUCUGGAAGUCCCUGUUCCAGGACAUCCACCCAGUGCCCGCCGCCCUGACCUUGGACCCGGGCACUGCCCACCAGCGCCUGAUCCUGUCUGACGACUGCACCAUCGUGGCCUAUGGCAACCUGCACCCACAGCCGCUGCAGGACUCCCCGAAGCGCUUCGACGUGGAAGUGUCGGUGCUGGGCUCCGAGGCCUUCAGCAGCGGCGUCCACUACUGGGAGGUGGUGGUGGCGGAGAAGACCCAGUGGGUGAUCGGGCUGGCCCACGAGGCGGCCAGCCGCAAGGGCAGCAUCCAGAUCCAGCCCAGCCGCGGCUUCUAUUGCAUCGUCAUGCACGACGGCAACCAGUACAGCGCCUGCACCGAGCCCUGGACCCGGCUCAACGUCCGCGACAAGCUUGACAAGGUGGGCGUGUUCCUGGACUACGAUCAGGGCCUGCUCAUCUUCUACAACGCCGACGACAUGUCCUGGCUCUACACUUUCCGCGAGAAGUUCCCGGGCAAGCUCUGCUCCUACUUCAGCCCCGGGCAGAGCCACGCCAAUGGCAAGAACGUGCAGCCGUUGAGGAUCAAUACCGUGCGCAUCUAGGGCAGCAGAGGGAGCCCCAGACACCGCCUGCACCGCGGCCACCCGCAGGAGCGUGGCCCAGGGGAGGAGAGGCCUGGACUCCGGUCCAGCGUGGCCACCGUGAGGUCUCAGACCGCUUGUUUACCCUUCAGCCUCCGUUGCCCUGUCUGUAAAAUGGAGGUCAUGCUCCAUGAUUCCUAAACUCUAUCAGCAUUGAUGUCCUGUAGUUCUCACCUUGAUGGGGAGGCAGCUUUGGUCCGAGGAUGUGACGUGGCUUCUCCUUGGGGCAGCCUCUGCCCAGCCCUCAUCCCCAUUCUCUGGGGGUGGGGGGCAGGGGGACCACCUCCCUAUGUUUCCCUCCUGCCCACACGCCCUGAUCUCAGGAUGUGUCAGAGUGUUGCCAGCAUUCGGCAGCCCGAAAGAUACACAGGAACCCUCUCAUGCUCCCAUGUCUAAGACUUGCCCCUCGCUAAGCCAUGGACCAUGUUACCCUUGACCCCAGCCCACA